AUGUAAUUAAUAAAGAAUCCAAAUCAAAACCAUCUUCAUUAACAUACUAGAAGUCAUUCUUUUAAUAAAUCAUAUUCAUCUAAAUAGCCUACUGCCAAUUUACCAAUAUUACUUAGACAAUAAACUACUUUUACAAAAAAUAAAAUUAAUAACGAAAAUGAUUCUAGUCUUGCAAACUAAAAUACAGAAAUUUUAGGUGAUUUCAUGUUACCAUCAUUUAAAUAUACAAAAUAAUAGAACAUUAAAUUGGCAGAUGAACUUACAGAAAAAAUCUCAUCGUUACGCAAUACUACAAAUUUAAACAUUGUUAAACAAAUUGCUAGAAAAAGAAUUAAAACAUAACAUAGUGAUUUAGAAAGUUCUCUAAUAUCAACUUAAAGAUUGAUUACAGAUCCUGGAAUCGUUGUUCCAAAGAAAUCUCAAAACAAUCAAUUAUUAAUAGAUAGAGAAUAAGUUUAUGAAGAAGGAAUUAAACUACCUUAUAGACUUUAUAUGAUAAAUAAAAAAAGAAAAAACUUUAUAUCUUAAAUAUUAACAAAUACAAAUACUAAUAAUAUAGUUUUAAAUAAUUAGAAUACUUCUAAAAACAAAGAUUAAGCAGAAUAAUUGGUUGCCUAAAUUAAAUCAACUUAAUAAUAAAAAUCUAUAAAGGCUUUAACAUCCAAGAGUUACAUGAAUAAUGCAUUUUACUCUUUAUUGGCCUUAAAUAAAUGUUCAUAAGAAGCUGUUAAAUUAAAAUAUAGAUAAAAUCUGCCUAAGGAUUCUAGAUUUUAUUUGAUGUGA
Paramecium sonneborni is the source of this 783-nucleotide messenger RNA. NCBI's taxonomy places the organism in Eukaryota, Ciliophora, Oligohymenophorea, Peniculida, Parameciidae. The record is from the annotation of a GenBank genome assembly.